GCGGAGGAAAUGGAAGGAGGAGAAAGAGGUGAAGACAAAGACUCAUGAAAGAAAAGCAGUGGACAACAGCACAAACUACUUCCUCUGGCUCAUAAACCUUUGCCCCUCACAAGUCGCGGGAAUGGGCGCGCUUCCAGUGGUCCUGCUCCUCUGCGGUUUCCACGUGUUCACAGCUGGGGCCCAGACCGCGAGCACAGAGGCCCCUGGUGGAACUUUAUCUUCAGACUGCAGGGAGGAGAUGUACCCCUGCACCCGGAUGUACUCUGUCCACGGGCCCACCAGGAAAUGCAUCGGUGGCUUCUGUCUCUACAGUCUCCAGCGCAUGUACGUGAUCAACAAAGAGAUCUGCACAAGGACCGUGUGCUCACAAGACGAGUACAUGAAAGCUGAACUGUGCAGGGAGCGGUCCGGGUGGCCGAGACGCAUCGAGAGGUCGUCCAAUCAGAGGAGGCGUUGUCGCAGUCGUCGUGGCAACCCCGACACCUGGGCAAACAAGGUCUAACGGAGCCUUGAGUCGGGCCAUAAAAUCUAAUGUGUAUAAGUCUAUAAAGCCCCUGUUCACACCCCAGGCGUUCCUCUCAUAUAACACACGCUGUCACUUUUGAUUUAAUCUGUAUUUAUCCAUUUCACUUAAUUGUCUGUGAACAUCACGGAGAGCUGGUUUCAUAUCGACACAGCUGAAACGCAAAGAUGGUUUAUGAUCAGUUACCUUUACUCAAGCACAUUUGUUACUUCUCUGAGUAGUUUUCAGAUGGCAUACUUUUACUUCUACUCGAAUAACACCUUACUCUUACUUUUGGUUACUCUUCCCACUGUGAGUAACUGAGAACACUCCUUCAGCUAUGAUUCAGAUUUUCUCAUAUUUGUGGCCUAUCUUCUAUCUUCUGAAAAUAUCACCCUAUUACUCUUACUUUUUACUGUUACUUGAGUAAAUCUCUGACCCACUUCUUUGUACUUCUACCGUAUUUUCCGGAGUAUAAGUCGCAUUAGCCAAAAAAAAGUAUAAUAACGAAGAAAAAAAACAUCUAUUUCACAUAUAAAUCGCAUCUGAGUAUAAGUCGCACCCUCGGCCUAAGUAUGAAAAAAAAGUGUGACUUAUACUCCGGAAAAUACAGUACUUGAGUAAUAUUUUGAAGUAAAGUUACUCUUAUUUGAGUACAAGUUUUAGCUACUCUGUUUAUGAUUUAUGUUACACUUCUAUAGUAAGAGACUUUUAGCAACGCAGCUACUCUUGUCAUCAUUUGAAACAAGAUUUAUAGAAAGCAUUAAAGCACCAUUAUGUAACUUUUCCGGUCUGUCACCUGCUUGUUUCCAUGAAGAUGUUAUUGCUUUGCCCAAAAAGUAUCACAUUAAACUCAUCUAUCUCCGUGGGGGCAAGCAGUUGACCGGUCAGGUCUGUGAAGAAGGGACAAGUUUUUCAAGGUAAAUUCGAGCAAUAGAACACCUGUAAUCAAAUAAAAGCAAGACGUAUCUGUUUUAAAGCCUUACUGUGGAACAUUCCAGGCAAAGCGAUAACAUCUCCAUGGAGACAAACAGGUGGGGGAAAGGUACAUCUUGUCCCUUUUAAGAUACACACAAAAUAUAUCAUGUUACUGCACUUUUGUAUGGAAUAAAAUGCUCUAUUAAUCCUAAA
Messenger RNA from Periophthalmus magnuspinnatus, 1633 nucleotides. It is a transcript of the gene mfap5, whose product is annotated as microfibril associated protein 5. Gene Ontology annotation, cellular component: microfibril. The transcript is spliced from 7 exons. The record is from RefSeq and is a predicted model, not a curated record. Bases 122 to 502 code for a protein of 126 amino acids. Gene Ontology annotation, biological process: embryonic eye morphogenesis. NCBI's taxonomy places the organism in Eukaryota, Metazoa, Chordata, Actinopteri, Gobiiformes, Gobiidae.